AUGUCUACAGCAGCAGAAACAAAAGAAAGUACCACACUGGUCUCACCUGCACCAGAGUACGGCUUCAGCGGCGUCAACUGGUCAGACUACAUCAAAUUUCGACCUAUUUAUCCAACUUCAUUUUUCGAGAAAAUCUUCGCCUACCAUUCCCAAAAGACAAGAGCAACAUGGUCUACAGCCCACGACAUCGGCGCUGGUUGCGGAAUCGUAUCAGCUAGUCUCGCUCCUCACUUCAAUAACGUCAUUGUCUCCGAUCCCAACGAAGGUUACUCCACACUCGCCCGCAAGAUCUUAGUUGAGGAAUCACGACUACCCGAAGCAAAAUUCAAAUUCCUACAAGAAAGUGCUGGAAACAGCUCCUUGGAGCCUGCCACUGUUGACCUCAUCGCGGCUUGCGAAUGUAUCCAUUGGACGAGACCUGAUGAUGCGAUCAAGGGUUUCGCUCGAGAACUUCGCGCGGGUGGAACUCUUGCCAUUUCACUAUAUACCCGGCCGCGGAUUGUAGAUAACGAGCGUGCUCAAAUGGCUUGGAGGGCAAUCUUUGAAUACUAUGCUGGGCAAGUGAAGAGCCCGUUGUUUGAUCAUGCACUUCGGAUCUUGAACACGGGCACUGAAGCUUGGGGAUUCCCGGAAGAGGAUUGGGAGUCUGUGAAGAGAGUUUAUGUCAAUGCUGAAGGGAGUCUUGAUGCUUUCAAGAUCAAUGAUUUAGUUCUUGAGAGUAAAGUCAAGGAAGGAGAAGGAAUUUUUUGGGAAGAGAAUGUUCAGGAGUGGAUGGAUGAGCAAGAUAUUACUUGGUUCAGAGGAUAUGCGGCUACCUGGUCGAAGCCAGAUGUUGCAGAAGAAGAAGUGAUACCUCUUUGGAAUGAGUUGGAGCAAGCUCUUGACGGCAAGAAGGCCAGAACCGCCACACCGCUCGCUUUGGCUUUUGCUACAAAGAAAUAG
Messenger RNA from Penicillium soppii, 942 nucleotides. Its product is annotated as class I SAM-dependent methyltransferase. Gene Ontology annotation, molecular function: S-adenosylmethionine-dependent methyltransferase activity. The record is from RefSeq and is a predicted model, not a curated record. Bases 1 to 942 code for a protein of 313 amino acids. The transcript has a single exon. NCBI's taxonomy places the organism in Eukaryota, Fungi, Ascomycota, Eurotiomycetes, Eurotiales, Aspergillaceae.